UAUAAAAUAAAUAAAUUUUUCUCAAUAAAUUAAAAUAUAAUUUUUAUUAAAAGUGUUAUUGAAAUUAUGAAUUAAUUUUCUUAAAUAAAUGUAUAAAAAAGGAUUUGCCUGAAAUAUAAAGUUAUAAAAAUUAAAAUGAAAAAAUAUUCUUUUACCACUGUCAUUUCUUUGUUCUGAUCACAAUUCAUAACAAAUACAAAAGAAAAAAAAAAAAGAAAAAUUACUGCGUAAAUUUCUAAAUUCGCAAAAAUUUUAUUAUAGCAUUACAAUAACUUAUACAAAAAUAGGAACAGCUCAAAAAUAGAAAUAAUAAAUGUCAACUAAAUGAGUUUGAAUUUUUCUAAAUAAUUAAAAUAAUUCAAAGGGUUCAAAAUGUCUUGGCUGUCACCAUUUGCUGGCCUUGAAAAGAAAAUUUGUAGAUAUUUACUUCAACGCUAUUUGGGACAAUUUCUUGAAGAGAAAUUAAAUUUAGAUCAACUAAAUAUUGAUCUUUAUCAAGGGAAAGGUACUGUAAAAGACGUAGCAUUGAACUGUGAGGCACUUAAUGAAGUAUGUGAAAAUCAAGGAUGGGGUGUAGAAGUAACUGGAGGACAUGUUGGAUCAGUUGCAAUUACAGUACCAUGGAGUGCUCCAAUGACGGAGGACAGCUCUAUAGAAGUUUGUGAUUUGUCAAUAUCAUUACGUCCAGUAUUUAGACCAAACGACGGAUCUUUAAUGUUAGAAUCUAUGUGGUCAUCAAUGAGUAGUUCUAUGCAAUUAGCGCAGGAAUGCUUACGGAAAGAAUCAGACGAGAGCAUUUUUAGUGCACAAACGGCCAGUAUAGAAGGUUUAGAAAAAUUUGCACAAACAAUAGAUAGCGUUUUGAACCGAAUCAAAGCAAAAUUUUAUAAUACCGAAAUAAGAUUUGAAUAUCAAUUACCAGGGCAGCAAAAUGGAAUAGCAAUAAUAAUUAAGGUUGAUCAUCUUGAUUACCAAAAUGAAGCCGGUAAUGAUCCAUUAGAAAUUACUACAGAAGAUAUAGACUCUGAUUACACAGAAAAACAGAAAACUCAUUUAUUAUCAACUUAUGCUACUCAUCACAUUUCUAUAGAUGGAAUUACAUUUUACACGGAAGAAUUUCGAAUAGGUUCAGUGGGUGAAACUGAAACAUCAAAUCCAGGUUCUGCUAAUUUAAAUUCUAGCUUUUUGUCCAGUCAACAAUUUUAUAGUGUUAUGUCUGAUUUACCACAAACUGCAAUACAAAACUCACGCACAAUUUCAACACCAACAGAAAAAGCCGAUGAAAGUGUUACUGAAGAAAAUUAUUCAGAAAAUGAGUCUGUGUGUUACUCAAACAAAAAAAUUCAAUUUGCACAUUUUGUUGGAAAGCAGGAUAUUCGAAUAAAAAUGAAACAAUCAGAAGCAAUAAGUGGCCCAAAAGUUUCGUUAGAAUUUCAGUUCAAUUUAGUAAAUGUAUUCCUUUCUCCCCGACAAUUACAUUUAUUAUUAGCAUACUAUGAAAUUUGCUUUAAAAAUAAAGAUUACCUUAUGGAGAAGAAAGAUUGCGUUAAUGUCAAAGAAACUAAAGAUUCUGAAAAACUAAGAAAAAGGCAACAGAAUAGAGUGUCUUCAAAUAUGUCUGGCAAUAUUGGAAAUAUGGGUGGAUGGUCUUUCGACCCCAUACAAGACGAUUUAUUUUCUUUUUCAGGAGAUUUACCAAAAUAUUCCUCUUCUAUAAAAAGUGAUCAUAUCAGUGAAAGCAAAAGUAAUUUCUGCAGUUUUGAAUAUGCUGAAUCAGUAAAUAGUUCUAUGACAACAAGUACAUCAACAAGUUUUUCAUCAAAAUAUCAUAGAAAAUCUGCCCAUUUAUAUGACUCUAAUGGCAGUAUUUCAACAUUUAAUAUACGAAUUGCUUCUAUGACAGCAAUUUUUUUGCACGAAGAUAUAUUAUUAGAAAAUUCUACGCAAAUUGGUUUCCCACCGUUAAGUGAAGAUAGUGUUUCGCAGUUAGAAGAUUUAUCCAAUUUUUAUUUCAAAUCCAUGAUGGAACAGAAUGUCGAUAAUUUUAAGUGCAAUAAAAAUUAUUUGAAAGUUAUGUGUUCUCCAGUAAUAUUAGAUGGAGAACAACAAAGGAACAAUAGCAAUAAUAUAUUGAAAUUAAAAUGUUCACUUACGAAAGUAGAUAUUUUGGAAAUUCUAGACAACGAGCGCAGUCCUUUAGUUGAAUUUUUGAGGGACGAGAUAUGUAGUGAUGGCUUCCAUAAAAGACCUGAAAUCACAUUAUACUUAAAAUCCCAAGCACCUACAGUUCAAAAUAACAAAGGAAAAAAAGCUACUUUAAAAACGAAUUUGAAUUUGAAUUUAGAAUCUUGUGUAGUGGAUUUCGAUAUUUCAAUAAUAGAUCGGCUAAGUGCAAUUUUCAAUGGAACUCCUUUUAAAAUAGAUUAUAAAAAUAAUGAAAGCAAGAAACGGGAAGAAAGUGGCAUUUCUCCGAAUAAGCAAAAACAACCAACUUUUGAAUUGAAUCUUGAUUCGCCAAAAUUGAACUUUCGAUUAAGAUUCCCAAUUGUUGACUCAAGACCUCUACACGACCCCAAUAGAACACCGUGGUGGAAGAAAAAUAUUAGACCAGAUUUCCUCUUAUUUGACUUUCUUCAAUUUCGGUUAAAAAAUACAUCCACAUUAAUUGAAGUGUGCUCUAAUGAAGUUAAUUUUUACUAUUGUGAAAGCACGAAUGGAGAAAAAAUGCACGUUGGUAAAUCAACGCUAUUAAAUAAUUCUUGUGAUGAAAUUGAAUAUCCUAAAAUUUCCAUCGAGUUUCCUUCAGAUAAAUCUCUAAAAUCAUCACUGAAGCGUACUAUAGAUGACAGUGACAGCGGAGAAACAUCUGGAGAAAGUUGUAAAUAUUAUUCAAGAAAAAACCGCGAACCUUUGCCUUUCAGUUCUAAAAGAGUUUGUCGUCAAAGUGAUACAGUUCAUCAAAAAAACGAUUAUGAAGAUACUGAGACAAUACUUUUGCCAGGCGAAACAGUUGAAAUGAGGAAUUUUUGUGAAAAAGCAAUGAAAACUUCAAAAUUACAGUUUAAAGUUUUUCUUCCUAUAGCUAGUGUUCAAAUACAUUCGAAAAUGCUCUAUGAGUUAAUAUACAACCGUUUAAAUUCAGAUUUAUUAAUGUGGGAACCUACAGCACCAGGUCGCAAAAAAUCUUCGAAAGCCAAAGAAAAACUAACGAAACCGACAACACAUAACAACAUAGACCAAAUGCUAUGGAGUUGUGGAAUGUCGGAAUCUUUGUAUAUCCCAUCAACGCCUGAAACUAAUGAAUAUCAGGACAAAAGUGAUAAUGAUAUUAUAGAUGAUACAAAUUCGUCUUCCACUAAUAAUGAGAGCGAAUGCGAAUCAAAUAGUGUGUAUUACUCAACUUAUGAAAAUAAAAAUCGAAGCUCAAAACGAGUUGAAAAAAUUCCAUCGCUGGCGUUAAGUGAAUGCUCGUUUGAAUUAAUCGCAAAAGAAGCUCAGUGUACAUUUUUCACGCCCGUUAGAGAUUCAGAAAAUCGGGUUAUUCCAGGACAGUCAGGAGAAUUUGUAGUUAAUGUUGGAGAUUUCAAUUUAUUUUCAGUUAGUGGUUUUAAUGGCAAUGAAAAUUUAGCAUAUUUAUGUAUACAGUCAAACGCGGUUAAAUUAUAUCAUUGCGGUUUAACACCAACUUUAAAUGGCGAACCUAUUUUAAGAUUGAUAAAAACAGCAUUACCUGCUCACCUUUUACCUACAUUUUAUCCAACACCAAAUAACUCAACCCUAAGCACAUCCAAAGGCGUAGAUACUAGAGAAAUGGUUUCAUUUGCAAUUGAAAUUAAAAAAGUUCCACAAAACAGAAUAAAAAGAUUACGAAUAACAGCUGGAAUACAGAAUACAACUCUAAAAUAUAACCCCGCUGCAUCUCAACAUACAUGGUUAAAUCAAUUAAUCGACUUAUUUGACGUGGUGGACUAUCCGAUUCAAGGAUAUACUCCAUAUCAUGUUGUAACAGAAAUCCAGCUACACCUCUGGGAUUGCGCUAUAGAUUAUAGACCUUUACAUUUUCCGUAUCGGGCAAUAGUUGAAAUAGGAAAUUUUAUGUUAAGUAGUAAUAUAAUUUCAUCCGUUCCGGGCUGUACUUUAAGAUUCAUUGCAGAGGACUGUGUUUUAUCAUUAGCACAUUAUGACGUGAAGCAACAUCAUAAUAUAUCUAAACAUGGGAUUCCAUUUGUUAAUUCUAAAAAUUUAAUUCCUGUUUUGGAUGUAGGACUUGUAGAUAUUUCGUUACGAUUAAACGAUAAAAAUAGUGACUUACUUCCAAAGCUGGAUUUGAGGGCAUCUAUACAAGAUUUACAUUUAAGGACAUGUUCAGAUUCCGGUAAAGUGUUUGCUCAACUAAUAGCAUAUAUUGCGUCAGAUGGCGAUUUGGGUAAUGAAGAAAAUAAUUCUGAAGAGACAAAUUCUACUUCAAAUGAAAACUCCGCGGAUUUAUUAUCUGUGGAGGAACCACUGCCAACAAAUUUGGAAAUUUCUGCAAAGCAACAAGAGCGGGUUAGCGCUUUGAUGGCGGAAGCUUUACAAGAAACAGUUUUUCCAAAAAAAGGCUCAAAGGAUGAUGAUAAAAUAAAAACUGAAAAAGGUGUUGAGCUAUUUUUCUUCCCUGAUGAAACUAACCAGCACGUUUUAAAGGAUAAAGAAAAUCUUCUACAAGGUCAGGAAAAAAGUUCAAACGAAAUUGAACCAGAAAAAAUAUUGGCUGAAGAUGAAAGAAAAUCAACUACAGAAAAUUAUUCAACUGUAUCGCGAUCAAGCUCCGAAGAAUGGCGUUUUAAUAAACCACGCCGUGAAAGUGAAAGUAGUAAUGAAUUAAGAGAUCUGUUAAAUUUUGAAACGUCUGUUAUGAGUAUGUCAUAUAUGGCUGACGACGAAGUUGUUGAGGCAUUACCUCAGAUCAGAGAGGAAUUGGGAGAAAUACCCUGCAAAGUUUCUACAAAAGAUAUAUCUAGUCACUCAAGAAAAAGUAGUAUAAGUUUAGAUGACGAUUUUUAUUUUGUUGCUGAAGAAGAAAAGGCAUUAUUGACAAAGUGUGGUCACGAAAAUGUAAAAGUUUCCUCUGAUCCUUUAAGGAUUGUUGAUAACCAUUUCACCUUACCAACCGGUAAACCUGACCUACUGAAAGCACCAGAGGGCUUUCCUGUAGCACAGAUUAGGUAUACAUUGUGCGAAAUGACAGUAACAUGGCAUUUGUAUGGUGGACAUGAUUUUCCGACGAAAGAGGAAACAAACAACGAUGUCUUAAAAAACAAAGAAAAUUUAAGGCCCCGAAAAUAUGAAAUGUCAGAAGCAUACAAAAUGGGAGUUUCCUUUUCAAAGGGACAUCAAUCAGUUCAGUUUGGUAGCAAAAAGCCAAUUUCAAAAUUAUCUUGGAAAACAAAGGGUGGACCUGAACGCAAGCAAGAUGUGUUGGUUGAAAUUCAACUGACGAAAGUACGUCUCUCACAUGAAAUAUAUCCGAAGACUACAUCACAGGCUUCGCGCCAGGUUCUUAUAAUUUCUGAAAUGGAAAUUCGCGAUCGGUUGCAAACUUCAGAAAUAAAUAAAUUUUUGUAUCAUCCAACUGCCAAAAAUUUAUCUAAUAAAAGUUCUCAACAUAUGAUCGUUAUUAAAGCGUUGCACGUUAGACCAAAUCCUUACAAAUCGAAUACACAAGAAUGUUCUUUACGAAUUUCUUUACUUCCCUUACGAUUGAAUAUUGAUCAAGAUACCUUGCUAUUUUUAGUUCAGUUUUUCAAUGAAUUAAGUAGUAAUGAAUCCGAUGCUGACGAUUCCAGUAAUUUAAAAAAAAAUGCAAACCAAUUACAAGAGCCUGUAAUGAUGGUCGAUGAUAUUCCAGAAGCAUUACAUGAUUUACAAGCUAGAAAAUUAGUUUCGACCAAUUUGGAAUUAUUGAUGGAAGAAGAUCACCAUAAGAAUUUGAGCAAAGAACAUGAGACGACUUCAUCAAACGAACAUUCAAAUGAAAAUAAAGUUGAAGAUAGUGUCCCUAUUUACUUUAGGGAAAUCGUUUUUAGUCCUGAAGUUUUGAUUCGAUUGGAUUAUCACGGAAGAAGAAUCGAAAUGUCCAGAGGUCCGGUAGCUGGUCUUCUAAUGGGCUUAGGACAACUACAGUGUUCUGAGAUACGUUUGAAAAAGAUUGUUUAUAGACAUGGGCUAUUGGGUGCAGAUAAGUUGCUAAACUAUUUAUUCAAAGAAUGGCUCCAAGAUAUAAAGAAAAAUCAAUUACCAACAAUUUUAAGUGGUGUGGGGCCCAUGUAUACUUUAGUACAACUAUUUCAAGGAAUUCGUGACUUGUUUUGGUUGCCAAUCGAACAAUAUCAAAAAGAUGGAAGAAUCGUACGUGGAAUACAACUUGGUGCUCAAAGCUUUACAGCAAGAACUGCUUUAGCAGCAUUAGAAAUCACAUCACGAAUCAUCCAUUUAUUACAGAUUACUGCUGAAACAGCUUUUGAUUUAGUUUCGCCGGGUCCAUCUGUCAGACGCGGUCGCCAUAACCGGAAAGGUAAACGCAAACGACCACACCGGCCACAAGACAUAAGAGAAGGUGUAGCAAAUGCUUAUCAAAUUGUCAAAGAAGGAAUCAAUGAAACUGCACAAACUUUAAUAGAAAAUACAGUUGCUGAACAUGAUCAAAAAGGAUACACAGGGGCCGUUGGUGCAGUUUUUAGACAAAUUCCACCAAUUAUGGUUUGCCCGGUUGUUCUUGCUACGCAAGCAACAACAAAUGUUUUAGGUGGAGUAAAAAAUCAAUUAGUACCAGAUGCCAGAUUGGAAGCUAAAGAAAAAUGGAAAGAAGAUACCGAUUGAUUAAAUUUUCUUUUAGUCAUUUUAAGUUUUUAAAAAAGGUUUUUUAAUAAUACUUAUAUAUAAAAUAUUCGUAAAAUAAAAGUUUUUUUCGUAGGUUUUGCUUAUUUUAAAGUGAACAUUAUCUUACAAAACACAAAAACAUAUUUACUAAAGAUAAGAAUUAAUAAUUUGCAUUUUAUUAACACAAAAUUAACAACACAUAGUAUAAUUAUAAUUUUAUAAAUUAGAUACAUACGGUUUUUCACAAUAAUUGAUAUAAAUUUUAUGCAAUUUUUGAAAAUCAGCAAUUCAAUUGUACCUUAUGUACAAUAAUUUAUGGAACAUUAUGUACAUGUACAGUAAUAAGAUACCUACAGUACGUGUCUUAUCCAACAUGAAAAAGAUUAUGUACAUUAUGUACAUAUGUAGGAAAGUGCUUUGAAAAUACGCUAAAAUUUUGUAAAUUCAAAAAUUUCUAUAUGUUUUAUGAAAUAAUCGCGUUUAAUAUCUCGUUUUUAAGAAUACUUGAUACAAAUUAACAAGUUUUUAAUUUUUGUGAAAUAUGUACGAAUCUGGUCUAAGAAUUAUUUAAGUAUCAUUAUAUUUGCUAUAUUAUCUGAUAAAAAAGGAGGAUUAAGUGUAUAAAUUUUGAUUUCUUAAUUUUUUAACCUUUAGCAAAUUAUAUUUUUUUUUUUUUUGCAAUCUGUCAAUACUUGGAAUUUUAUUAAUUUGCAACUUGGAUAAAAAUUACAUUAAUAUUAAACUACGAUUUAAGUAAUCUUUUAUGCUAUAAUUUAAAAUCUAGACUGGUUAUGUUGCGUCCUAGGUUCGAUUAUAUAUGUAAGUUUAUAUCAACAAAAUUUUACAAUAAAGAAUUAAAAGCUGUUAUCUAUUAUAAUACACAAUUCUCCAUAAUAAGGUUAAUUUGCAAUUUUACCAUUUGCUGUCUUGUUUUAUUUGAAAUUAUUUAUUUAACAGAUCAAUAAGUUGUACUCGCAUGUAAGAUUUCGUAUUCUUUUUUCAAAAUAACUAUAAUACUGCGUUUUCAUUUUUGGAUUAUAUAAAAUUUAUCGGACAGUUAUUAUAAACAGUUAAUAUUUAUUUGUCUUGCUCAAAGUUAUUCAGAACUUUAAUUCAUUUGAAAAAAUUUAAAACACUAAUAUACAUGUGUGUAUGUACAUCAAAAAAAUUUCAAUAGAUGAAAAAUUUUAGAAUUUAUAACGAAAAAUAGAUUCUCCUAGAAAUAUAUACAUGCUUCUAAUAUUAUCAUUAGCAUACAAAUCUUUUGCAAAAAUGAAAACGCUUAAAAUAUAUUAUAAGAUUACUUCAAAAAUUUCAUCGUACAUGUUUUACGAUCACUGAAUACAUCUACAUACAUAUAUUAAAAAAAUUAAAAAUGUUUAGAUAAUAAACAUAAUAAAGUUGAAACUUUUUAAAGAUUUGUUUAAAGAAAAACGAAAAUUAAUACGCAAAACAAAAUGGCAAAAAAAAUAGAAUAUGAAAUUGAAAUGGUAGUAAAUGUAACUCUUCUAAGUGGAAAUCAGAAUUAAUUUAAAAUAUAAAACUAAACUUGAUAUAUGAAAACCAGAUUUGCUUAAUAAUUGGUAUCUGCUUUUCAAAAUCAAAAAAUAAUUUAAAUUUAAUAGGAAUAUAUAAUAUAAUCUUUUCUUAUAUACUACUACUACUACAUAAUAUUUUAAAAUUUAAUAAAAAGAAAUACACAAAAUAUUGCCAAUUCUUAACUAAAUUAAUGUUCACAUCAAUAUUUUCUUAGUUAGCAAUGAUCUUAACAUUAAAAAAAAAUGGUGCUGAAAUAGUUCAUAUUAUAAGUAAAGUUCAUAAAGUAAAAAAAAAAAGAAACAAUAGUAUAAAGGAAAAAUUGAGUGUAGGUGUUUAAGAGUAAUCUGAUUUAAUUAUUUUAAGUAGAUGUUUUGUUUAACCAAUAUGUAUGUAUAUAAAUACAUAAAUAUACAUAUUUAUUAUCAUAAAUUUUCCAAUUAGUUUCUUAAAAUUAAAAGGUUCUAAAAUAUAGUAAUAGCUGGUAAUAUUUUGAUAAUAAAAAAAAAAUUAAGACGAUAUUUUAAUUCUUUUACAUCAUCUAAAAAUGCAAGUAAAUUUUAAUAAUUUUUUUUGAUGUAAAAGAAAUUGAGUUUAUUCAAUAUUAAAAAAUGAACAGAGUUUUUUGUAAAUUGUAAUUUUAAAUUUAAAUUGUAUUCUACAAAAAAUAUAUUCUUUUAAGUUUUUUCUAGUUAUAUUUGCCUUUUAAAAUUUCAAAUUGAAUAAUCACAAAUACGAAUAUUGUAAUUUAUUUUCCAAAUUGUAGAUAACAUUGUAACAUUUUGUAGAUAAGCGUAAAACACAAACUAUCCCCAUGUAUUUCCUCAAAUAUAAAGAGCUACAUGUUUUGAAAUAUUAGGGUUUUGUUUUAUAACAUUUAUUACUAUAAUUUUAUUAGUAAUAAACGUUAUAAAACCAAAAUAAAUUUUAUUGUAAAAAAUAUAACAUACAGUUCUAAUAUUUCUAAAAAUUUGGAAUUUUUUUUGCUUUGAUCUACAAAUGUAAGAAAUGCUGGCACUGGGAUCAUUUCUGUUAAAAUUAUUUUUAUGCAAUAUAAAAAUAAAACACAAACGAAAUAAAUAUUUAAAUUCGGUAACCAUUAAAAAUUUUGAUUUUUCAGUUUGUUUUUAUGACAAACAAUUUGUUUAUUUAAUUGAAAAAUGUAAAGUUAAAAAUUUAUUACAAGUUUUUAAAAAAUAAAAUAAUUAUAACGACCAAAAAAAUUUAAAUCAUCGAUAAUGAAUUUUUAUAAUUACCGUAAUUAUAAAUUUAUUAUUAUGUAUAAAAAUAAUUAGAACCAUUUUAAUAUUUUUAUUUAGAUUUGUUAAAAAAAAAUCGUGAAUUAUUCAUUUGAAAUUAUCAACGCAAUUCUGCGUUACACAUACAUAAAUAAAUUCAAAAAAGUUCAAAUCAUUUUUUAUAUAAAGUCUUUAACAAUGAAAAUUUAAAAUCAUCAAUCGAUUAAUAAAUAUUAAGAAAAAAAAAUAAAUGCAAUAUAUUUGAAAUUUUGCAAUCAGUAACUAAACUGCAAAUUUACUAUUAUUAAAAAGGGUUUUCAUGAAAAAAUGGUACGAUAAAUUUCUAAAAUAAAAUUAAAAAUGUUUCUUUUUUUUUCAAUGUACAUUAUUGUUUAGCAAGCUUUUUAAAUGGUAGUGAGCCUCUAUUGCAAAAAUUUAUUGCUUCUAUUCUACAACUUUAGUUUAGCUAGCUAAAUUUUAUAAUAAAAUUAUGUCCUUUAUAUUAAUCUUUAAUUUAUAUGCACAUUUUAUCUAUAUAUUGUCUAUAAAAAUAUUUUUAAAAAAAUUUAAAAAGUCUAUAAACUGUAAUUAUUUUAAUUAUGUAUAAUGAAAUUUAAAAGAAUAAAAAUUUACAAUCAUUAUAUUUAAAAAAAAACAAAAAUAAUAAUCGAAAAUUUUAUGUCAAGUUAAAUAAUCAAUCUUCAAUCGAAAAACUUUUUAUUAAUUAAUGAAUAGUUUUAAUAUUAAAAGAAAUUUUCUGAGAAAAGUGUGUGUUUAAUGUAUUAAUGAAGAAUAUGUACGUUUUAUUUCGCAUUAUAUUUUUUUUUCCUGCUUAUCAUAUAAUAAUUUAAAAUAAGAGUUUUUUUUUUAGAUAUAAAACAUUUUUUUACGAAACAUAAAAAUUUGAAUAUAUUAUACAUACAAUUAUACAUACAUAAAUUUAAUAGCAUAUUAACAUGUAAAUAAAAUUUAAAUGUGAUAAUUUAAGUGAAUAGUUGUCGAAAUAAACAAAAAGUUUUAUUGAA
Messenger RNA from Condylostylus longicornis, 10660 nucleotides. RefSeq names its product autophagy-related protein 2 homolog B. Gene Ontology annotation, biological process: autophagosome assembly; autophagy of mitochondrion; reticulophagy. The record is from RefSeq and is a predicted model, not a curated record. The coding region runs from base 373 to 6861 and encodes 2162 amino acids. Gene Ontology annotation, molecular function: phosphatidylinositol-3-phosphate binding. The transcript has 18 exons. Gene Ontology annotation, cellular component: extrinsic component of membrane; phagophore assembly site. Lineage: Eukaryota; Metazoa; Arthropoda; Insecta; Diptera; Dolichopodidae.